AUGGGUUUUAAUUCACGUACACUAGAAGUCACGGUUAUGUCAGGUGAAAACAUUCAUGUACCUGAGGAUGCAUACGUUGUUGUUCGAGGUGAGUCUCUUGAUUGUUACACGACAAAAACUGUGAAAGAUAACAAGUCGAGUUUUCUUUCGUGGAAUGAGAAGUUUCUGUUGGACAUGCCAUUGCAUGCAAGGUCAAUCACGUUUGAAGUGCAAUGCAAAAAAUUCAAAGGCGUUCGCCCUAUUGGAGUGGCGAGGAUCGCGGUUGCGGACUUUCUUAGCGGAAGCGAAUCGGAAAAUUGCAUGCAAGUUUUGAGGUAUAGAUUGAGGGAUUGGGAAGGGAGGAAAAAUGGAGUUAUUAAUUUUGGUGUGAGGGUGGUUGUGCCGGAGAAAACAUCGGUUACCACGGCGGAAAUCGACACCGUCAUGAAUGGAAAGAAGAAUUAUGGUGGCAAGAAUUCUAAUGGUGUUGUUAUUGGUAUUCCUAUUUGGUGGAACUACCCUAAUGUUAUUUAG
Molecule: messenger RNA, 513 nt
Organism: Vicia faba (fava bean)
Lineage: Eukaryota; Viridiplantae; Streptophyta; Magnoliopsida; Fabales; Fabaceae
Source: the annotation of a GenBank genome assembly